Messenger RNA from Rosa chinensis, 3570 nucleotides. RefSeq lists its product as uncharacterized. The record is from RefSeq and is a predicted model, not a curated record. Gene Ontology annotation, biological process: L-arabinose metabolic process. Gene Ontology annotation, molecular function: alpha-L-arabinofuranosidase activity. Lineage: Eukaryota; Viridiplantae; Streptophyta; Magnoliopsida; Rosales; Rosaceae. The transcript has 12 exons. Bases 656 to 3280 code for a protein of 874 amino acids.
GUGUCUUGCUUCUCAUCAUCUUCCUUCAACCCCCAAAUCUCUCUCUUGGUCAACUCCCCUUAAAAGACGACGCCGUCCGUGAUUCUCACCUCUCUUUUCUCUCUCUGUAAACUCCAUGUAGCUGCAGUAAAUAAAAAUCUUUCAAACAAAAUUAUUGGGUUUGUGGAAAAAUACUACUUGUAUUCUUUACAGAUAAACCAUUCUUAGCUUCCACGAGAUGAUUACGGAUAAUAAGUUGCUAUCUUGGACUUUAGCUUAUCCUAUUCUGUUCUCUUUGCUUGUGUAUGUAUACAUGUGCAUAUAUAGGCCCUCAGUCGGUGCUUCUACUUUAACUUACUCAUAGUCUUUCAUUGUUCUCUUAUACUGUUUUCAAUUCAAUUCUUGUACUUGGAUGAUGGGUUUUGCUGUGCUUUUCUCCCUAGUUCACUGAACUUAGGAGGUCACUCUCUUCUGGGUUUUGCUCAGAUAGACACAUUGAGCUCAAAGUUGAAUUCUUUUAGAGUUUUCAAGAGAUUAUGCUUUCUUUGUUUUUGUUAAAGUUGAAUACUUGAUUGUUGGGAGUUGGAUUUGAACACAAUUUGGCUGUAAAGUUGUUGUCUUGGUACUUAAUUUGCCUGUUUCCAAAUCACAUUUGGGAAUUUGGGGUAUUGUUUUGAUGGAAAUGAAGGGUUUUGGGUCGAUUGAUAUGUCAUCUGUGUUUGUGAUUUUUCUGGUAUGUGUAUGUGUGUGUGGUUUGGCUGAGGGUAAGGAGUGUACAAACACUGUUCAUCCUGGGAUGGCAUCACAUACUUUACGGUUUGCGCUUUUAUCUUCCAAUAAUGAAAGUUUGAAGAAGGAGAUGUUCUCACACUACCACGUGACACCAAGUGAUGACAUUGCUUGGUUGAAUUUGCUCCCAAGAAAGAUAUUGAGGGAGGAAGAUGAAUAUGAGUGGUCAGUGCUGUACCGGAAGAUGAAAAACUCCGCUGGUGGUUCUGAGGCCCCCGGAGGUUUUCUCAAGGAAGUGUCAUUGCAUGAUGUGAGGUUGGAUCCAACUUCACAACAUGGGAAGGCACAGCAAACAAAUCUAGAGUACCUGUUGAUGUUGGAUUCGGAUAGUUUAGUUUGGAGCUUUCGAAAGACAGCUGGUUUAGAAACCCCUGGGGCACCAUAUGAUGCUGAAGGUUCGUGGGAGGCAUCGACUGGUGAACUGCGGGGUCAUUUUGUAGGGCAUUAUUUGAGUGCUUCAGCAAUGAUGUGGGCUAGCACUCAUAAUGAUACUCUCAAAGAGAAGAUGUCUGGGAUUGUGUCAAGUCUCUCUCUUUGUCAGAAGGAAAUUGGCAGUGGAUAUCUUUCGGCUUUUCCAACUGAGGAAUUUGAUCGCUUUGAAGCUAUUACACCUGUCUGGGCUCCUUAUUAUACCAUUCACAAGAUCUUGGCAGGCCUGUUUGAUCAGUAUACACUUGCUGGUAGUGAUCAAGCUUUUAAUAUGAUGAAAUGGAUGGUUGAUUACUUUUACAAACGUGUUCAGAAUGUGAUAUCGAAGUACAGUAUAGCACGCCAUUAUCUGUCACUCAAUGAAGAAACUGGUGGCAUGAAUGACAUUCUUUAUAAGUUAUAUGCUAUCACGGGAGAUACAAAGCAUUUAUUGUUGGCUCAUCUUUUUGACAAACCCUGCUUUCUAGGAGUGUUGGCAGUGCAGGCUGAUGACAUAUCUGGUUUUCACACCAACACGCAUAUUCCAGUUGUCAUUGGUGCUCAAAAGCGGUAUGAAGUCACUGGUGAUCCACUUUAUAAGGAAAUGGGGAUUUUCUUUAUGGACAUGGUUAACUCUUCUCACAGCUAUGCAACAGGAGGGACAUCAGUGAGCGAGUUUUGGUCAGACCCUAAAAGAUUGGCGGCCACUCUACAAUCAGAGAAUGAGGAAUCGUGCACAACUUAUAACAUGCUGAAGGUCUCUCGCAACCUGUUUAGGUGGACCAAAGAAACAGCAUAUGCGGAUUAUUACGAGCGAGCUCUAACGAAUGGUGUGCUAGGUAUCCAAAGAGGAACUGAGCCUGGAGUCAUGAUCUACAUGCUCCCACUAGGUCGUGGACAGUCCAAGGCCAAGAGUUAUCAUGGUUGGGGUUCACCAUUUGGCAAUUUCUGGUGUUGUUAUGGCACUGGGAUUGAAUCGUUCUCUAAGUUGGGAGAUUCCAUUUAUUUUGAAGAGGAAGGAGAAACUCCUGGUCUUUACAUUAUCCAGUAUAUAUCAAGCUUGCUUGAUUGGAAAUCUGGGCAAGUCGUACUUGAUCAGACAGUUGAUAACAUCAAUUCCUGGGAUCCUUACCUUAGAAUCACGUUAACAUUUUCUUCAACGAAGGGUACGGGAAAAUCAUCUACCUUGAACUUGCGAAUGCCAAUUUGGACUGAUUCAGAUGGUGCAAAGGCAGCAUUGAAUGGUCGAAGUCUGCAGCCAUCAGCUCCAGGUAGUUUCUUACCAAUCCCAAAUAAAUGGAGCCAUGGUGACACAGUAACUCUUCAGCUACCCCUUACUCUGAGAACAGAAGCUAUUAAAGAUGAUCGGACAGAGUAUGCUUCACUCCAAGCAAUUCUUUUUGGUCCAGUUCUGCUUGCGGCUCAUACUAGUGGUAACUGGGACCUCCAAACCAAGUCCAACUCCCUUUCAGACUGGAUAACUCCAAUCCCUUCCUCGUACAAUAACUAUUUGGUUUCUUUCUCCCAAGAGUACAAAAACUCUACUUUUGCCUUGGCCAAUUUAGACCAGUCGAUUGAACUAGACAACUUUCCAGAAGCAGGCACUGCUGCUGCUGUUCAUGCCACUUUCAGACUCAUUUUAGAUGACUUGUCAAUAAAAGUUCCCAAAGCGCAAGACGCUAUUGGUAAAUCAGUCAUGCUAGAACUGUUUGAUCUUCCUGGGAAGGUUCUUGGGCAUCAAGGGAAAGACAAGAACCUUGUGAUAGCAGAUUCUUCAAGUAGCAAGGACAACAUAGUUUUUCGCUUGGUUCCAGGUUUGGAUGGAAAGAAUGCAUCGACCUCCUUGGAGUCAGAAAGUGACAAUGGUUGCUUUGUGUAUAGCUCGGAGUUGGAGGUUAAUGCAGCCUUGAAGCUCGGUUGCAAUUCAGAAUCGUCAAACGAUGGAUUCAAACUGGCAGCCAGCUUUGUAAUGAAGAGUGGAAUAAGUCAGUAUCAUCCUAUUAGCUUUGUUGCCCAAGGGGAGCAUAGGAAUUUUCUUCUACAACCAUUGUCAAGCUUCAUGGAUGAAUUUUAUACUGUCUAUCUUAACAUUACAACUGUUUAAGUUCGAGCAUGAUUUUGGAGACUAGAGCUAAUGAAUUGGGAACAAAUUAUUUAUGGUGGCUACAGUCAUCAACUACCUUGAUUUCUUUGGCACUAUAUGGGGAUCAAUCUGAGUCUUUUUUUCCUGGCCUAUCUCAUUGAGGAGUCAAUCAAGUUCCUGAAUUAAAUGUUUACUUCUAUUACUAGUAGUAUUAUUCAUUUUGUAUAGAGAUAUUUUAAUCAAAUCCUAUCUGCUACAUUAAUUUUGAUUGUAGUCCCGCCACUUUUUUAUUGUUAAUUGCAGUCCAAUCA